AUGGAUGAAGGGACAGAACUCGUAGAGGCCUAUGACUAUCUGUUCAAGCUCAUCGUCAUCGGCGAGGCCGGGACAGGCAAGUCGUGUCUCCUCUACCAGUGCAUCCACGAGACCUUCAAAGAGCACUCUGCACACACUAUCGGCGUCGAGUUCUCGUCUCGUACACUGCGCAUCGGCGACCGCAGCGUCAAGUUGCAGCUCUGGGACACUGCCGGCCAAGAACGUUUCCGGUCCGUCACGAGGAGUUACUACCGCGGCGCCGCCGGUGCGAUUCUCGUAUACGACAUCACCAGGCGGUCAACCUUUGACAACUUGGACCGGUGGCUUGCGGAUGCACGCGCCCUGGCGUCGCCGCAUCUCGUCCUGGUCCUCGUUGGUAACAAAAAGGACAAGGAUGAGGACAGGGAGGUGGAGUAUGCCGAGGGAGAGCGUUUUGCGCAGGAGAAUGGCCUCCUUUUUGUCGAGACCUCGUCCUUGACGGGCGAGAACGCCUCCACUCCUUUCCUCCUGGCCGCACGAUCAAUCCUCGACGCGAUCGAUGCCGGUACGCUGGACCCGGACGGGCCCGGUACAGGAUAUGACAGCUAA
Messenger RNA from Apiotrichum porosum, 588 nucleotides. RefSeq names its product Ras- protein Rab-4B (gene RAB4B). The transcript has 7 exons. Gene Ontology annotation, cellular component: endosome. NCBI's taxonomy places the organism in Eukaryota, Fungi, Basidiomycota, Tremellomycetes, Trichosporonales, Trichosporonaceae. Gene Ontology annotation, molecular function: GTP binding; GTPase activity. The record is from RefSeq and is a predicted model, not a curated record. The coding region runs from base 1 to 588 and encodes 195 amino acids. Gene Ontology annotation, biological process: regulation of endocytosis.